UAUUGCGUCACUGCGUAUGCGGUCUAACUAAAUAAACGAAUUAAUUAUCUUCAAAAUUAUUUUAAAAAAUUCUAGAAUAUGCGGCUGCUGGUGCUCUAUGGCAGUCAAACCGGCACUGCCCAGGAUGUGGCGGAACAGAUCUGGCGGGAGUCGCAUCAACUGGGCUUCCAGGGACCCGUGCUGUCCUUCGAGGAGUACGAGAUGUCCAAACUGAUCGAGGAGCGCCUCGUGGUCUUCGUGGUGGCCACCACCGGCGAUGGAGUGGAACCGGACAACAUGAAGCUGGCCUGGCGGUUCCUGCUGAAGCGCAGCCUACCCGCCCAAUCCCUGCAAGAAAUGCAGUUCGCCUGCCUGGGACUCGGCGACUCCAGUUACCCAAAGUUUAAUUACGCCGCCAAGAAGCUGAGCAAGAGGCUGCAGAAUCUGGGUGCCACAGCCGUGUGUCCAGUGGGUCUGUGUGAUGAUCAGCAUGAUUACGGGCAUUUGGGCGUGUCUCUCGCCUGGACAAAGGAUCUUUGGGCUGCCCUGAAGGGCAUUUCUGGCCUAGAUGAGAGCAAACUUAACAUCAGUAAUCAAGCCAUAGGAAAAUGGUUGGUAAGGGAGCUGCCCAAGGAUUCUCACAUUGCUCCCUUGGAAACCCUGCUCUGGACACAAAAGCAACCAUCCCACUCCUUCAAAAUCCAGGACAAUCAGAGGACAACGACAGUGGACCACUUUCAGGACGUGCGCUUCCUUAGGUUGGAAUGUCAAACUGAGGAUCUAAGUUGGGAACCCGGCGAUGUGCUCGAUGUUCAGCCCCAAAAUAGCGAUGAAGCUGUCAAAACAUUCUUUGAUCUUAUCCACGAGCACAGCCUGGACUUCGAUGAGAGCACUGUGGUGGAGGUAACCAGUGCCUAUCUAGACAUGCCGCUUCCCAAAGCCUACUCCUUGCCCCUAAGUCUCCAGCAGGCGGCAAAAUACGUUUGGGAUUUGAGUUCCAAACCGCGCCAGCGAUUCCUCGAGGUCCUUGGCCAAAACUGCAGCGAUGAAAUGGAAAAAGAAAAGCUCCAGGAGUUCUGCUCCGGCGAGGGUAUCGACGACCUGGUGGCCUAUGUAAACAGGCCGCGAAGGAGUCUCUUGGAGGUUCUGGAGGAUUUUCGGCAUGCCACCUCCAGUUUAACUUUGCAGCAGCUCUUUGAGAUGAUGCCGCUAAUCCAACCUCGCAGCUUUUCCAUAGCCUCGGAUGUGUCUUCCUUAACUUUGGAUUUGUUGGUGGCAGUUGUGGAAUACAAAACAAUUAUGCAUACACCGCGUAUGGGCUUAUGCUCCAAUUGGCUGAAAAAUCUGAGAUCGGGAACUGAGCUGCGAGGAGUGGUCAAGAAAGGAACCAUGGUCUGGCCAACGGAUUUGAGUAUACCACUUAUUAUGGUGGGACCUGGCACGGGCAUCGCUCCCUUCCGUAGCAUUAUCCAAAACCGAUUGCAUGCUCAGUCAAGGGGAUCUACCAUUGGUCCCUUGAUUGUCUUCUUUGGCUGCCGGAACAAGACUGCUGAUUUUCACUUUGAAAAAGACUUUUCCACCUGGUCCGAUGCCAAGAAGGUAGAACCUCACAUUGCCUUCUCGAGGGAUACGGAUCACAAGGUCUAUGUCCAACAUUUAAUCACCCAGAACGGUGCUCACCUGGCAAAGCUUAUUAAAGAACAAAAUGCAUUUAUUUACGUGGCUGGCAGCUCCAAUAAUAUGCCAAAGUCUGUUAGAGAAGCCUUCAUCGAGAUCCUUGCUGGUGAUGCCGACUACGUGGAUCUGAUGAUCAAGCAGAGACGAUAUCAGGAGGAAACCUGGGCGUAAAAUCUGGUUUACUUGCGUAUAGUUCCUAUUUGUACAGUUCUGGACGGAAAUUAUAUUGUAUUACACACUAAGAAAGGCCA
This is a messenger RNA of Drosophila suzukii, 1907 nucleotides long. Its product is annotated as NADPH-dependent diflavin oxidoreductase 1. The record is from RefSeq and is a predicted model, not a curated record. Gene Ontology annotation, cellular component: cytosol. Lineage: Eukaryota; Metazoa; Arthropoda; Insecta; Diptera; Drosophilidae. Gene Ontology annotation, molecular function: NADPH-hemoprotein reductase activity; flavin adenine dinucleotide binding; FMN binding.